AUGUCUUCAGCAAUUGUCACAGGAGCGACAGGAAUCCUCGGCCGCCAGAUCGUGAAACAGCUGGGUCAGGAUCCCCAGAAAUGGAAGAAGGUGUAUGCGCUCUCGCGCAGCAAGAAGAUUGACUACCCGUCCAAUGUCGAACAUCGCCACAUCGACCUGACGAGCGACGCCAAGGAAAUGGCCAAGGAGCUCGAGGGCGUCGAGGCAGAGUAUGUCUUUUUCGCCGCAUACCUGCAGCAGGGCUCGGAGCAAGGGAGUUGGAAUGUGAAUGGCGCCAUGUUCGAGAACUUCCUCUCCGCCCUCGAGACCACCGGCGCCGCCAAGGGGAUCAAGCGCGUCCUCCUCGUCACAGGGGCCAAGUACUACGGCGUGCACCUCGGCCCGCUCAAGCUCCCGCUCCGCGAGGACGACCCGCGCCUCGAGGGCGCCGCGUGGCCGCCCAACUUCUACUACCGCCAGCAGGACGCCCUGCAGCAGUUCUGCGCCCGCAACCCCCACGCCAGCUGGGUGGUCACGUACCCCAACGACGUGAUCGGCUUCGCCGAGGGCAACUUCAUGAACCUCGCGACGGGGGUGGGCCUCUACGCCGCCAUCAGCCGCGAGCUUGACGGCGGCGGCGACGGCGGCGGCGGGCUCGUCUUCCCCGGCAGCCGCGACUGCUACACGCGCCUCGACACCUUCACGUCGAGCAAGCUGCACGGCCGCUUCUGCGAGUGGGCGGCCCUCGAGCCGCGGGCCGCGAACCAGGCCUUCAACGUCGUCAACGGCGAGCCCGAGAGCUGGCAGAGCCUGUGGCCGCGCGUCGCUCGGCGCUUGGGGGGCCGCGUCCGUCCGGACCAGUUUGCCGGCGAGGGACGCCUGCCGGCGCGGGCCGACCUCGCCGAGACGGUGCCUGUCGCGGCGGUGGCGGAUGAGGUCGGGUUGAGGGGGUCGCUGCCGCCGAGGGGGGAGCUGGCGCAGAGGAUCAGCCUUGCGAAGUGGGCACAGCUGGACGAGGUGAAGAAGGCGUGGGAGCGGCUUGCGGAGAGGGAGGGCUUAAGGAAGGACGCGCUCGAGUUGGCGACGUGGGAGUUCGUUGACUUUGAGCUGGGGAGGAACUAUGAUGUUGUCCAGAGCAUGACCAAGGCGAGGGAUUUUGGGUGGAAUGGGUAUUGCGACACGUGGAAAGCCCUGUCCGAUGUCUUUGGCGAGCUCGAAGCUGCCAGCAUCUUACCCAAGACCCAUCGUGGGGAUGGGAAUUAG
Messenger RNA from Phialemonium atrogriseum, 1242 nucleotides. RefSeq lists its product as uncharacterized. The coding region runs from base 1 to 1242 and encodes 413 amino acids. NCBI's taxonomy places the organism in Eukaryota, Fungi, Ascomycota, Sordariomycetes, Cephalothecales, Cephalothecaceae. The record is from RefSeq and is a predicted model, not a curated record. The transcript is spliced from 4 exons.